AUGGGUCGCACCGUUGUCAUCAUCCUCCGCGUUGUGCAAGGCCUCCUGGCCUUGGCCAAUUUAGCACUGGCGGCGUACGUCUACAACUGGUACUCGACCGUCGCGCACCGACCGAGCCCUGGCGCGCUCCAAUUCCUCGUCUUCGCGCCGUGCGUGUCGCUCGCCUCCAUCGCCUACCUCGAGAUCGCCGCGCGGCAGCGGCGCAUGGUCAUGGCGCACCGACUCACCGCGAUGGGCGUCGAGGGCCUCAACGCGAUCCUGUACCUGGGCGGGUUCGUGGCGCUGGCGCUGACGCUGAGCGACGAGGAUGCGGCGUCGGCCGGGGGCGCGCCGGGCAAGGCGGUCGCGGUGCUGGCGGCGGCCGAGUUCAGCGCGUGGAUCGCGUCGGCGGUGCUGGCGGCGCACGAGUGGUUCAGGAGCGAGGCGCAGAUGAACAGAGUGACGGAGGCGCGUCGCGAGAUGGCGGAGGCGGCGGAGAGUGGGAGAUGCUAG
This is a messenger RNA of Cordyceps fumosorosea ARSEF 2679, 492 nucleotides long. RefSeq names its product MARVEL-like domain protein. The transcript has 2 exons. Lineage: Eukaryota; Fungi; Ascomycota; Sordariomycetes; Hypocreales; Cordycipitaceae. The coding region runs from base 1 to 492 and encodes 163 amino acids. Gene Ontology annotation, cellular component: membrane. The record is from RefSeq and is a predicted model, not a curated record.